UCCCAUUAAAAAAAGCUACACUAUCAAUAAAAACCAAAAUCCUAAACAAGGAAAUUUUGGAAAAUCUCAUUUAUAAAUAAGCUUAGUGUGUAGCAAAUGAACAAUAGAGCACAAGAGAUUAUUGAUUGUGAAACAUGGAAGAAAUAAUGAAAAAAUUAUCAACUAAGAAAGAAGAGAAAACAAUGAUUUUCUAUGUUUGCCAUCCAUGUUCCUUUCUUGAAGAAGCACUAAGAGCUUUCUUGAAGUGUUUUGGUAUUGAAUCCACACAAAUGAAAGAAGAGGAAAACUCAUCAACAUCAUUGCUCAAAUCUCAUGCAUGUGCAUCUGAUUCUUAUCCUAUGGUAGCCUCAGAAUUAUAUCAAUGUUCUUCAUCGAGUAGCAAUCAGAAAAGCUCACAAGAAGAUGUUGAAGAUCCAUCUGCAUCCGCAUUUUCUCAAACCCUUAAUCUAAGUUCAAUGGGAAGGGGUGGUCCUCGAAGGACUCCACCUACCCAAGGUGUGGUACUCUACAGGGUCUUACUCUAUGGCCAGGAUUUCAGAAUAAAUUUGCAUAUGCAGUUUUUCCUCUUAAUUUACUGUUUUAAGUAGCUAGUCUAGAUAAUUAAACAUUUGCAGGUUAAACAUUUGUCUAAGAUGCACUAGUAAAAUGGUCUUGUAUAAUAUAUAAGUG
Trifolium pratense (red clover) is the source of this 669-nucleotide messenger RNA. RefSeq lists its product as uncharacterized. The transcript has 3 exons. The coding region runs from base 135 to 587 and encodes 150 amino acids. Lineage: Eukaryota; Viridiplantae; Streptophyta; Magnoliopsida; Fabales; Fabaceae. The record is from RefSeq and is a predicted model, not a curated record. Gene Ontology annotation, biological process: innate immune response.